AUGCCAUCAAAGCCAGGUGUUUUACUUGUCGCUCAUGGAUCAAGGCAGUUCAUCUCGCUUCACCCUCUUCUCUGUAGGUUCAGCAAGGACGAUUAUCCUGUGCAUCUCGUAGUUAUAGGUGACGAUAUCGACGGCGAAGCCGUCAAACACACAUUAGCAUCCUCUGACUGUCCAGCGCUACCAAAUAUUCGUGUGCAUGAUUUUACACAUAUGAAGGAGCAUCAUGAAGAUACUCAUGUAGGGUAUUUAGUCAAAAUCAUUCAACCAAGUAUCAUGAUUCAGAUAAAACCAUCGACGACAAGUAGUAACUCCGUGUUGUUGCCAAUGUACCAUGCACUUCAAACGAUGGCAGAAGCACACAGAAUAACAGACAUUAAACUGCCUGAAAAAGAAAUAGUAAACGCAUUGUGGAUACCCGAUCUCUCGUUGGAAGCGUUAAAAAACUGGAAUAGAAUAGAGAUCAAGAUGGUUGUUAUAACGGAUAGAAGGCCACAUUCCUUAUCGCGCUUAUUGCAAUCAUCCGCUAAAUCCAUUUACUUGGGAGACACGGUGGACUUGAUGAUCCAUAUGGAACAGUCAGCCGAUCGUGUGACGCGAAUGCUUGUCAACAGUUUUCAAUGGCAGUAUGGCCAGAAAAUUCUUCGCCAUCGAAUUCGUAAAGGCGGACUCAUGCCUGCUAUUGUAGAGUCUUGGUAUCCAAGUCAUGACAAUGAAUAUGCUGUUUUACUCGAAGACGACAUCGAAGUCUCUCCCUUAUUCUACGUCUGGUCAAAAUACGCUAUUCUCAAAUAUCGAUACAGUGGUCAUCGCGAAGCCCACCGACUGAUGUAUGGUGUUAGCUUAUAUGCGCCUCGUAAUUUGGAAUUGAUUCCAGCGGGUCGUGUUACUUUUGAUCCCAAUUCUGUGUUGCUACCAGCUGGCCAUCCAGAACAUAUGCCUUAUGCUAGCCAAGUGCCCUGUAGUUGGGGUGGUGUCUAUUUUCCGGAACAUUGGCGAGAGUUCCAUAGCUAUCUAGUAAGACGGCUAGAGGAUCUCAAUUUACCAAAAGACCAUCAAGUACGUCUGAUCAGUGUGCCCAACAGUCGUUCUGAUAAAUGGAAAAAGUCAUGGAAGAAAUACUUUAUUGAGUUGGUCUAUCUACGCGGUUAUGUCAUGCUCUACCCCAAUUUUGAAGGAUUUGAAGCGUUCUCUACCAACCAUGUUGAGUUUGGUACUCAUGUCAAGUCCGAAAAGAGACAAUCUGUCAUUGGCACUUUUAUGGUUCCUCUCAUGCAACGCGAUACGAUAUUAUCGCAACUACCAGCGCAACGUUUACCUUCUUUUGAUGAGUUGCCUGUGCUUGAUUUGUGGGGCAAAUUACAAACAAUGGAUAGCUUGGAACAAGUGGGUAGUCAGUAUCAUCAACACAUAUCCACCUGUCAAAGAACCUUUGGUACCUUUGACCCUCGAGAAUUCUUCUGUGUUGUCGACGGACCUCCUGAUCCACCUCAAGAAUUCCCUUCCUCUCCCAAGAAGCCUAAACCACCCGUGCUCGUGAAAGAGGCUGUUCAACCCAUCCAAUAUAAUUAUAUCACUGAAUAUACAGAAGAAGAAGAGGAAAAAGACCAAGAUGAAUCGCUGGAAUAUGGUCCAAAGCCCAUCGACGUGGCUCAGCUACCCAAUGUAGACGAACGUGUUUCAAACAAAGAUGAUGAGCGACUGGACUUAGAGCAUGAUCUGGAUACGCUCCAUCGCUUAUAUUUGAAGCUGUAUCCUGAAAAGCUUGAAUUUUUGGUAGAUGAGAGAACGAUUUUUGAAGAGGACGAAGAGGAAGACGAUGAUCUACUAAUGAAACUAGCAUAA
Molecule: messenger RNA, 1842 nt
Organism: Mycotypha africana
Lineage: Eukaryota; Fungi; Mucoromycota; Mucoromycetes; Mucorales; Mycotyphaceae
Exons: 2
Coding region: 1-1842 (613 amino acids)
Source: RefSeq, a predicted model, not a curated record